CUUCAGCCCAAGGCGGAGUAAUCCGGACCUCUACAGGACGCGGAUGCGAAACUUGAUGACGUGGUGCCGGGACGACGAUGGCCGACCAAAGCAGGCAAAUUAAACUCGCCGCAGCAAAGAAAAAGCUGAAAGAGUUUCAGCAGAAGAGUACACAAUCGCCAGUCAACACUGGACCAAAGAAGAAGAGGAAGGUGAAGGGAGGGGGUCAGGCAGAUACCCUGUCCUCCGACAGACACUCGCCGGAUCACAUUGAGAAUAUUCUCAAAGUUAUGGUGUCUGAUCUUAGUCUGACUAAUGGAGUAACUCUUCCUCAUUUGGUCAACAGCCAGGACCAUGGUGAAUUAGGAGAACAAGAGUCUGCGAUUUCUUCGAUGCAGAAGGAAACAGGAGAACCUGGUCGCUGCUCUCCUGUUUCUAACCUCCCCGCUGCUACUAACUCGGAGUGUCUCACUGACAGCGCUGACCUGCAGCAGACCUGCGAUCUGGAUGCCAACGGUGAUGAACACACCAUGGAGGAAAACAGGCCGCUGUCAUCCACUGAGAGCCUGAGGCAGCUCUCUCAGCAGCUCAACGGUCUUCUCGCAGAGUCACCAUCAUCAUAUAUCAAUGGCGAGACCGGAGCGUCACCUCUCAGUGAGAAAGAACUUGAGACUCGAAACCAGGAGCUGGCAGCCGCUCUGGACUCCAGCAAUCUAAAAAACUCCCAGCUCACUGCAAAGAUAGAGACACUGACGAAGCAGUCUCAGGAGCUGUCUGAGCUGAUGCAGAAGGAGCGGAAGAAUUUCGAGCAGAAGUUUGCCAAGGAACAUGGGGCUAUGCGUGAACAGCUGCAGGUUCAUAUCCAGACCAUCGGCAUCCUGGUGUCUGAGAAAUCUGAACUGCAGACCGCCUUGUCAUUUACACAGCAUGCGGCACGUCAGAAGACAGGAGAGGCAGAAGAGCUGAAUAAUCGUCUGCAAGCCAGCAAGCAGAGGGUGUCUGAGCUGGAGCGGACUUUAUCCACAGUGUCUACACAGCAGAAACAGUUUGAGAAGCAUAAUAAAGAGCUGGAGAAGGACAGGGACAGUCUGCGCCUGGAAAUCUUUAGAUUAAAUAAUGUGAAUGAAGAGAUGAAGCAGCAGAGCUCCGAGCUGGCUGAACAGCUGAAGUUAAAAGUGAGCGAGAACAGCGCUCUGGGUCUGGACCUGGACGAACUGCGCAAGCGCCUGGAAAUGGCUGAUGUUAUGCUUCAGCAGUUUUCUAGUCAGUCAGGAGCUCCAUCUGAGCCCCAACAGGUGCAGCUGCUUCUGGAGGAGAAGCAUCAGCUUGAGAUUCACACAGCCCAGCUCCUGGAGUCAGUUGCACAGCUACAGAGAGAGCGAGACCAGUACGCAGAACAGAUUCAGGAAGAAGGCAGAGUCUGGAAAGACAAAACUGAGCAGCUUCUCACUCAGGUGACUCUGAUGUCAGAGGAGAGGGACAGGAGCACUGCUCAGAUCCAGGAGCUACAGGAGCAGAUUUCAGAGCUGAAAAAUGCAGCAGCUUCACUGUCUCAGGAGCAGGAGAGCAAGGCAACAUCACAGACCUCAGGGCCAUCAGAGAAAGAGCUGGCUCUGGAGGAGAGCAUCUAUGAACUGCAGCAGGAGAGAGAUGCGCUCAAUCUACAAUACCAAGCACAGGUUCGGGAUAAUGAGCAGCUGAGCCGGUUGGUGCAGGAGCAGGAGACAAGACUGGAGGAGUUGGAGAUGCGGGCACAAGGUGCAGCAGAGGAGGCUCAAGACAAACUGCGCAUCCUGGAGGACGUUCAGAGCGACAAAGCCACCAUCAGCCGAGCCCUCGCUCAAAACCGGGAGCUCAAAGAUCAGCUGGCAGAGCUGCAGAACGGUUUUGUCAAGCUGACCAAUGAGAAUAUGGAGCUGACCAGUGCUCUUCAAUCAGAGCAGCAUGUGAAAAAGGAGAUUGCUCGCAAGAUGGGCCAGCUUCAGGAGGACCUCCAUAAUGCCAAGAAUCAGAUGAUGGAGCGGAUACAGGACUCUACGUCCCUCCAGGAACAGAGGGAUCAGUUCCUGGCCCUUCUGCAGCAGUACUCAGCUGGCUACCAGCAGUUGGUCUCUGAACGGGAGCAGCUUCAUAAGCAGUUCCUGCACCAGACACAGCUGAUGGACCGACUGCAGCACGAUGAAGUGCAGGGAAAAGUGCAGCUGGAGCAGAGCCAGUUACAGCUGCAGGAGGCCCAGGAAAGACUUUAUCAGCUGGCCAAGGAUAAUGAGCAGCUUAAAACAGAAGUUCAGGAGUUACUGAACAACUCUUCUUUAAACACAUCCCUCAGGGACCAGGGCGAUGGAGUGGAAAGCUAUUCCCUACCAGAAACCUUCCAGAAAUCUUCCAUAGCCAUCCCAGAGGACUUUGAGAGCAGAGAGGAAAUGGAGGAGUUUCUGCACUCCGCUUUGUCGCGUCUGGAGGAAGAGCGAGACGAAGUUGUGCGCAGGUUAGAAGAAGAGAGGAGGCUGCACCAAGCUGCACUUAUGCAAGUAGCCACUAGUCAUGAACAUCACCACCACGACGCAUGUUCUGAAACUGGGAGUACAGAAAGCGUUCCUUUGGCGGUGCACGAGGGACUUCGGAGCGCCAUGGAAAAGCUCCAGGAUAGAUUCACUAGCUUGAUGCAGGAGAAGGCGGACUUGAAGGAACGAGUGGAGGAGCUGGAGCAUCGCUGCAUUCAGUUGUCUGGAGAAACCGAUACAAUCGGUGAAUACAUUGCUCUGUAUCAAAACCAGAGAGCAAUCAUGAAGCAGAAACACCAUGAGAAGGAGGAGUUCAUAAGCCGGCUUGCUAGAGACAAAGAGGAGAUGAAGACAAAGUUGUCGGAGCUGCAGGAUCUGGUGAUGCGUUUGGUCGGGGAGAGAAACGAGUGGUACACACGCUACAUGAGUUCAAUCAAUAAUCCCGACUUCAUGCCUGCUGGAGAGGACGUUAUUUCACCUACAGGGACACAUCUGGAGCUGGAUGCUGUGGAUGGCCCGGAAUCGAUGGACAUGAGCACAACUGUCGAUUUGCCUCCAAACGAGGAGACGAAGCGAGACGAAGGUCCACAGGACAGACUCGACCCCCCUGCCGGAUCUUCACUCAGACCCAGAGAGGAUGGCACGGCUCGGCAGAUCAUGCAGCUCCUCCAGGAGAUGCAGAGUCCUGAAACCCAGCCUCCUUUGUUCUUCGGAGAGAACCCUUGCAUCCCGUUCUUCUACAAGCCCGACGAGAACGAUGAAGUCAAGAUCAUGGUGGUCUGAAAAGCCUCUCCUCUCCUCACGUCUAGCUCUUGCUGGAAUGAAGACCUCCCACUUUUUCAGCUGUCUUUCACCUUUUUUUUUUUUUUUUUUUUUUGCGCACAAACAAAAGCCAACGUAAUGAAACGCAUGAUGUAACUGGAGUUUUGCUUUGAGUGUGUGGCAUUCAGUGUUUUUCAUUUACUCAUGUCUGAGGUUCUGGUGGUGGGUGUGAAGGCUUCUUUACCUCGAGCCCUGUUUUUGUUCGUCGUUACGAGGGUUUGUUCGUUAUGAUCCAAAACGCAUUUUUAUACAAGCAUAUAUCUAACCUGAUGUACUGCCUUUGACCUGCUGUGUGCUUUUCAUGGGUUCCUGUCUUGUUUUUUUUUUUUAAUCCUUUGAACAUUAGGUGCAAUAGAACGACGUCUCUACUGUUUUCCGAUUUCAUGGAAAUUAAAAUCUUAAGGAGGGAAAUGUAAAAUGAUCAUGUUUCAUUGAGUGUCUAGUACACAAAAUUAACGUGACAGUAUGUGUGUUCCAUAAUUCUCACACCCUGCUUUAUUUGUGGUUAAAUUCGCCCCUGAGCAACUGACUAUGCACUUUGUUUUGGCUCAUCUGGUGAAUUAAUAUGGAUCUUGAUCUCCACUAGGGGGCGCAAGACUGAAACAUCUUACAUACCCAGACUUACAUCCAGCACUCCAUGUUUCUUCACCGACAUCCAAAUACAGGUACAAACGCAGUUCAAAUCAGGCGUCUCACGUGUACAUGCACGUAGUUCGAAGCAACCUAACGGAGGGAAGGUAUUAUGUAAAAUGUUGAAAGUUUGCUUAGUGUUAAGACCAGAAUGAUCUUUUCUUUCUUUUUUUUUUUUGGACAGUAUGCGAAAGAGUAUUGGAUUGAAAGUGUCCAGCAAGUUGUAUGCAAGUUCUAGACUGCACUGUACGAUAACGAGAAGAAUAUUAAUAAUCACGUUUAUCGAGCUCAAUAUUAAAAUUACAGCAAGGCUGGGGGUCAUAACACCAAUAUCAUAACAGCUUUAAAGCCCAGUCUUUGGAAAGGCAGAAGCUGAAAGAACAAAUUAUGGAUAAUUGCUCACGCAGGUUAUUGAAAAGCGUUUGUUUCUCUCUUGCACCUGAAGAACCUACAUGGAUGUAUAUAAUCGUUACUGGAGUGUGUUUAGAUUUCAAAACACACACAAGGAAAGUGUGUAGAAUUGCUCUAGAUGUAGAGAAAUAUAUAUAUAUAUAUAUAUAUAUUAUACAUAGGUAAGAAUGGCGUGUUUGUGAUGAGCGGAGGGUGAACUCUAUGAUUCCGACUGCAUUUUAAUUGGCUGAGAGUUUCAAGGCUUCCAAGGAAGACGAAGUGUUCAAGGUUGUAAAAGUUGUGUAUAUAUAAAUAUACUUUUAUUAGAAGCCUUUGUUACGUUUGUAUUCGUCUGCCGAGAUUUACAGACCGUCGAGAUUCGGUUUGAGAUGAGCGACGUCCGUUACCCUGAUGCGUGAAAAAGUCACGAGCUGUAAUCAUUCCAUUCAUUAGAACUGGAAGCGUGUCGAACGUAUUCGCGAUCGACUCGUUAUUAUACACCCAAGCACUUUUAUCUUCUUCACCCCUGGUGUGUUUGUGUAUUUGGUCAGAAGUGAAUAAAUGAAAUGGACGAGUUUUUUGGGGUUUUGCCAUUUCUUUCUUUCUUUAUUCUUUUUUCCCCCCUUUACUUUCUUUUUAUUGUUCUCAGAAGUGCGCUUGUCUUCCCGCGCUUGUUAACUCUGCUUCUGACUUUCACAUUUCUUUUUCUGAUGGAGAAGUGAGUGGGGUAUUGCGCUUGUAACACACGUGUAAAUAGUGUAACUGUGUAACAUACUGUAUAUUUAAACUGUUGUGUGGGAAAUGGAUAUGAAUUUCGAAUUGCUACUACUAGUACUUGCGUACUGCAGAAAAAAAGAUGAAUGAAGAAAAGUGGAUGUGAGGUGUCUGUGUUUUAAUGAUUUAAAGCUAAAUGAUAUUUAUUUGGAAUAUGUGCUUACACUAAACUUUUAAUUCAGCACACUGUUGGAACAUAAUGAAGGAGUAAUACAAAAAUCAGUUGAUUUUUUUUUUUUCUUCCUAUAAUUUUCUUUUGUUCCUCCUAAAUAAACCUGGGCAAAGUCA
Silurus meridionalis is the source of this 5387-nucleotide messenger RNA. RefSeq names its product golgin A2 (gene golga2). The record is from RefSeq and is a predicted model, not a curated record. Lineage: Eukaryota; Metazoa; Chordata; Actinopteri; Siluriformes; Siluridae. Gene Ontology annotation, cellular component: Golgi cisterna membrane; Golgi cis cisterna; cis-Golgi network. Gene Ontology annotation, biological process: Golgi organization. The transcript is spliced from 28 exons. Gene Ontology annotation, molecular function: protein binding. The coding region runs from base 78 to 3266 and encodes 1062 amino acids.